UCCAUUCAUUCCACCCAUCAAAAUCUUGGUUGUGAGACUUAAAAAAAAAAAAAUUGUUGUUGAGAGAGUUGUGAGGCAUUACAUACAAUGGCGAUGAUAGUGGAUGCAUUUGCUACACAACUGGUGAAAAGGCUCACAAAGGUCAUUGAAGAGAAGGCCAUCAUGGUGUUAGGAGUCAAGAAUGAACUCCAAGAGCUUCAGCGAAAGAUGGAGAGGAUCACAUGUGUACUCAAAGAUGCUGACAGGAGAAGGAUACAAGACGAGACUGUCAAAUUAUGGGUCAAUGAGCUGAAGGAUUGGAUGUACGAUGCCGAAGACAUCAUUGAUCUUUGCAUGAUACAGGGUAUGGGGCUCUUGCAAGAUGAUCAUAAUUCUCCAGCUGAGUCAAGUACUACUGCUUCCACACGGGUACGCUGCUGUAACUUUUCUAUGCUCUCUUGUGUGCGCAGUGUGCCAUUUCGCUAUGAGAUUGCUGAUAAAAUUAAGAAUCUCAAUGUUAAGUUAGAAAAGAUAUCUAAGGAUAAGGAUAACUUUAAUUUCAUAAUUUCUUCUAAAUCAAGUGAUGAUGCAUAUGUCAUGAAUGACGCUUCCUAUCGCCAGAGUUCCUUUUUACCAGAAUCUGACAUUGUGGGUUGGGAUAUUAUAGAUGCUACUAACAGUCUUGUUGAAUUAUUAGUCUCUCAACAUCAACAGAAAUGUCGUCUUUUUGGGAUUGUUGGCAUGGGGGGCAUCGGCAAAACUACUCUAGCGCAAUUGAUAUAUAAUGAUUCGAAGAUAAAUGAUGAUUUCGUGUUGCAUUCAUGGAUUUGUGUUUCAAAAUUUUACACAUCAAGGACCGACUUGCUGAAGGAACUCAUAAGAAAUGUUGGAGGUACUUCCGGAGAGGCAACAACAACCGCAGAGUUACAAAAAAUACUUUGUGAUGUUUUAUAUGGGAAGAGCUUAUUUGUGGUUUUGGAUGAUGUUUGGGAUGCAGAUGUAUGGAUUAAUUUAAUUAAAAUUCCAGUUGAAAGAACAACGACAAAAUGCAGGGUUGUGAUUACGACAAGAGACAGGAACACUGCUAUAAAAAUGGGGGCAAUUCAUAUCCACAAUGUCAACAAACUACCUUUGAAUUUUGGUUGGGAAUUGUUAUGCAAAAAAGUUUUCACAAAUAAUGAUGAGAGCGAGAUUCGGAGAAUGAAGGAUAUAGGGAUGAAGAUUGUUGAGAAAUGCGAUGGUCUUCCCCUUGCAAUAAAAGUCAUUGCGGGUGUUCUGAUAACAACUGAGCAAAAAUAAAAGCAGAAUGGGAGAAUGUACUAAACAGUAGUGCUUGGACUAUUACAGGACUUCCAGAAGAGCUUCGAGGAGCGCUAUACUUAAGCUAUGAAGCCUUACCUUCAGCACUAAAACAUUGUUUCCUCUAUUGCUCCCUCUGCCCUCACGAUGGUCACAUAAAUUAUAAUUAUCUUGUUUGCGAUUGGAUUGCAGAAGGUUUCAUAGAACCAAAUGGAAAUACAUCAAUGGAGGAUGUCGCAAAAGGCUAUUUACAUGGAUCUGAUUAAAAGGAGUUUUUUACAACCUGAUCCUAAUUUUGUUGAUAUGCAUAUAUGUACAAUGCAUGAUUUAUUGCGAGCUCUUGGUAAAUUUCUAAUAGGUGGUGAAAGUCUUUCAGGAGAUUCUCAAACAUCACAAAGCAAUAGCUCUAUAAUAAAAUUACGUCGUUUGCUAAUUUUCAGUGAAAUGGAGAGUGUGAACAUUCCACAUCUUGAGUGCCUGAGAAAUCUACAGGUAUGGACCGCUCUAAGUUUGGACAGGCAAAUGAUUAGAAGCUUUAAGCAAUUGCGUUUAUUGAUUCUCCAUGGAGUUGAAAUUGAGACUAUCCCCGACAAUAUUGGGGAUUUAGUACACUUAAGGUAUCUUAAUCUGAAACAUACGAGAAUAUGCAAACUACCGGAUUCUGUUGGAAAUCUCAUCAACUUGCAAUUCUUUAUACUUAGUGAUUGUAAGUCUUUGCACAUCCUUCCAAGAAGCAUAACUAUGUUAUGCAAUUUAAGGAGACUCGAUCUUACCGACACUCCUGUGAAUUACGUGCCAAAGGGAAUAGGUAAGUUAGAGCAUCUUAAUCAUUUGAGAGGAUUUACUGUUGAAGACUCUGAUGGUGACAAUGGAGAGGGAUGCAACAUAGAAGAUCUACAAAUGCUUAACGAUCUUAGCCAUCUUCAAAUAGACAAGUUAGAGAAAGCAAGUAAAAGUAAUGCAGCGCUUUUAAAUAAGCCUCGCCUCAAAACUGUAGUGCUUCGUUGCACGGCCAAAGGUGGUGGAUGUCAUCAACGAGAUAUGGACAGGAUUGUACAAGUCUUUGAUGAGCUAUGCCCUCCACCAUGCCUUGAUCACCUACAAAUUCAUUACUAUUUUGGUGAGAGAUAUCCACAGUGGAUGUCAUCCAAUUCCAUCAGUUCAACUCUUCCAGAACUGACUUAUUUGGAACUUAUUCAUUGCUCUAACUGCCCUCAGCUUCCCCAACUUGGCCAACUGCCCCAACUCAAGUAUCUAAAGAUCCGGGGGGCAACUUCAGUUAUAUCAAUCGGCAGUGAAUUUCUCGGCAAUGGAAAACUUGCAGCCAGUGCCUUCCCUAAGCUUGAAUACUUAAUACUCUUGGAAAUGACUAAUUGGGAGCAAUGGUCACUGGUCAGUGCAGAGGAUGACAACGAGAUUGAAUCUAGCAAGAUAAUACACUUCCCCCGUCUCCAAACUAUUGACAUUGAACGCUGCCCAAAGCUGAAAGCUCUUCCGAGAGGCUUGAAUCAUGUGCAAAAAUUGGUGAUUAUAGAAGCUCACAGUCUUUCAAGGGUCUCUGAUCUACCUGCCUUGAGAGAAUUGCAAGUCAAAAAUUGCCCAAUGUUGGACUGUGUUGAAAAGCUUGAAUCUUUGCAGAGCUUGAUAAUAAGUGAUGAAAGGGUUGAUAGUCUGCCUAAAUGGCUCAUCUCUUUCCUCCAACAACACGAAAGUCAUCACAACAAUCGAUUCCAUUUACGUUUGGUGUGCAGUGCCCAAGCAUUGAAGGGAUGUUUGAAAGGGCGUCCCUAUUGGUGUUUCCUCCAGCAAGUUCCACGCUUGGAAGCCUAUGCAAAGAAUGGAAGCAUGUAUUUAAAGUACACCAAGGAACCAUUUUCCUACCAAACCAACCUUGAUGAAGGCACAACUAAUGAGGACUAGGAUGAAAGUUUGAAGUUUAAUGAGAUGUAGGCACCAUGAUUGGAGUGGUGGGUAAACAAAUUAAACAGCGUCAAAAGGCUCAUGAUGAUCAAGAGAAUAACAGUCUCUUUAACUGUCUCAUCUACUUUUCUCCAACAGCGUGAAAAGCCUCAUGACGAUUACUUGUUCUUGCAUCAGACUGCAAUGCUCAAGCACUAGGAUACAAAAGCAUGUAUUAAUUUGAAGUGCAUCAAAUAACCAUAUUUUUAUGAAACCAAUCUUUUCUUGAAGACAUGACUGGCUGUGGAGAUUUAAGAGGAUGAAAUCUUUUAUUUGAAUUCAACUCAGAACUUCCAAGAAUGAGAUGUAAUAUGCAUUACUGGCAAAUUAACAUGUGGCUUGAUCAUGACUCAAGUGUAUAAUAAUUUGAUGGUUCAAAUUACUUGGUUAUUCAACUUGAGAUGAAAUAAGGCUGAAGCAGUUGAAUGAGAUGUGGACAAGUAGAAUGACUGGUUUAUGUGGGUCAUGAAUUCCAUCGCCGUUCCUGCAGGAGUACAAGGGGGCAAGCUGCUAUGCUUUGGCCUCCUCCCUUACCAUGCUUUCUUUAAUUUUCAACGUUCUAUGUGGAUAUGGUGGGCAAGCAAUGACGUAAUCCAUCAGAUACAGUUCAAGCUCAUGAUAUUGAUUCAUUCUCCAAUUUUAUCUAUUCACACUCUUCCAGUUCCUUCAGAAUCAAUUGACUAGUGAACUGACCUUGAAGCCAGGAUUCUAGCUCAAAAAUGAAAUGAUUCAUAUGUGGAAGUGUUAUUAGAUGUGAGAACAUGAAAACAGGCAAGCAUAUUGAAUUCUUAUCAACUGAGAUUUGCUUUAAUUUUCACAGAAGGUCCAGAAAAGAUAGGUAAGCAUAUUUGCAUGGCAAUGACCUGAUGAAUGCACUGCAAAAUUGUUUGAGAGUGAUCUCUAAUCUCACAAGACAUUCAUGAGCAAUUAAAGAUACAACAAAGGGAUUCAAAGCUUACUAAAAUUAACCAUUGUCCUCUGUUUUCCACCAUUAACAACAGAAAGAUGCAUCAAGAGCACUGCAUGAGAAGUUCAAGAAAGUAUAGUGGAGCAUGAUGAGGAUUUUUCUCUUGAUGUAUGCUACUCCGACAAAGCUUUGGGAGGGAUUUCUGGUUUUUUGUAAAUUCUAAUAAUAAAAGAAUCCAUAUGAUAUUCAAUAGGGUGGUGGGAGGUUGUGAAUGUUUGCACAUCCUUCCUAUGACCAUAACUAAACUAUGCAAGGCUCCAUUUGGAAGACGCUCCUUUGAACUGCAUUAUUAAAGGAAUAGGUAAGUUCGAACAUCUCAAUAAUCUAACUCGAUUAAGAUGUUAUUAACAAAGAUGUGCAGGGAGGAGAGGGAUGCAACUUGGAAGAGUUACUGGCACUUAAAAAGCUUGCUUAGCUUCAAAAUCGACAAGCUGGAGAAAGCCAACAAAGUUGCAUCAGUAUUUUCUAUGCUCAACUAUAAAGGACACAGUCAACUACAAGAGAUGAACAAGCUUGCGGAACGUUUUGAUGUGUUAUCCCUUCUCUUCUUCACCUGACUAUUUUGCAUCUUGCUGACUGCAAGUUCCUGCCUUUGGCGUCUCCAGCAUGGCUAACUGGGAUGAAUAUAUGGUCCUUAAAUGCCUAUUAUUGUGGAACAUGCCUAUCCAGGAGGCUUAAGUCAUAUCAACAUUGAAGAUUUUGGAAAUUGGGGGUGUUCAAAGUGUUUCAAUGAUAUUUGAUCUCCCUACCUUGAGAUUUCUGGAUGUUGUUGAUUGCCCAAUGCUGGAGUGCAUCUAGAAGCUCGAGUCUCUACAGAGGUUGAAGCUGAUAUAUUGAUCAUUUAGAGAACAACAUUAGUCUCUUUGAGUGGCUCAUCACUUUCCUCUAACACCAUGAGAAGCCUCAAGACAGUCAGUCUCAUUUUAAUUUCAAGUGCCCUGCACAAACAUUGAAGUGAUGUUUCAAAGGGAACCCGUGUUGGUCAUUCCUUGAACAAAUGCCCUGCUUCAUCACCUACAAAUAAGACAGAAGCAUGUGCUUGAAAUGCACAAAGCCAUUUUCUUAUGAAAGCAACCUUGUUGAAGACAUGACUGGUUUGCAUUAGUCAUGAUAUAUCUCGAUUCUUCUUCUUCUUUUUCCCUUCCCAUUCUUCUUCUUCUAGAUAUAUAUUGAAAGUGCCUAGCUAAUUAUGAUAUGUAUGUCUUGUAAUAGUGGCACCCUAUAUGAAGAGGGGUAUGAAUACUUGAAUUUUACGUAGACCACUGAAGAAUGAAACGUGGACCUGUAUGACUGGAGGAAUGGUGGGUAAACAUAUUCUCCAAUAGAGUGAAAAGCCUCAUGACAAUCGCUUCUUUUUGCAUUUGGAGUGCAGUCUCAAGCAUAGGGGGAUGCUUGAAAGGGCAUUCACACUGGUUGUAACUUGUUCCUCCAGCAAGUAACCUGCCUUUUAGCUGAUACAGAGGACAGAAGCAUGUACUUGAAGCACAUAAAAGGACAAUAGUCCUCUGACCCCAGUGUUUUCUUGAAGAUAUGAACA
Messenger RNA from Dioscorea cayenensis subsp. rotundata (Guinea yam), 5741 nucleotides. RefSeq names its product putative disease resistance protein At3g14460. The record is from RefSeq and is a predicted model, not a curated record. Lineage: Eukaryota; Viridiplantae; Streptophyta; Magnoliopsida; Dioscoreales; Dioscoreaceae. The coding region runs from base 1489 to 3198 and encodes 569 amino acids. The transcript has 11 exons.